This is a messenger RNA of Ipomoea nil (Japanese morning glory), 2236 nucleotides long. RefSeq names its product vicilin-like seed storage protein At2g18540. Bases 32 to 2116 code for a protein of 694 amino acids. Lineage: Eukaryota; Viridiplantae; Streptophyta; Magnoliopsida; Solanales; Convolvulaceae. The record is from RefSeq and is a predicted model, not a curated record. The transcript is spliced from 5 exons.
CUUAGCUUUCUGUGGAAAAAAAUCGAAAGCCAUGGCAAAGAAAAGCUCCGUCUUCUUCUUCAUUGUCUUUAUUGUGGCGGCAUUGAUCGUGUCAUUGAGUGCACUGAAAGAGGCGGCGGAGGAGGAGGAGGAGGGUGGCGAUGGCCGGCGGCCGGGAUUCCAAACCCGGUGGCCGUUCUUGGUGAAGAAAUGGGAAAGAAAGACGACGGUUAAGACGGAGAACGGGGAGGUUUCCACCGUGAGAAUCAGCGACGGAAUAGCUAACGGGUGGUAUCACAUCGAGUUCAUCACGUUGGAGCCAAACUCCGUCUUCCUCCCUGUUCUUCUGCAAGCAGACAUGGUGUUCUAUGUCCACACAGGCAGUGGGCGGAUUAGUUGGACGGAUGACGAUGAAACAAAGAAGGUUGAAUUGAGAAGAGGAGAUAUCUACAGGCUGAAACCUGGAACUCUUUUCUAUAUAGAAAGCAGCUUAGAGAUGGAGCGCCAGAAACUAAGAAUCCAUGCUCUCUUCGCCAAUGCAGAAACUGAUUUGCAUGAACCUGCAGCAACUGGGCCGUACACCAGUAUACGCAAUCUGAUUCUUGGCUUUGACAGGAUUGUCCUGGAAGCAGCGUUUGGCGUUUCUGGGAAGCCUAUAGAAGAACUGGUGAGCAGUCCAGAUCCUGGGGCGAUAGUUCAUGGAUUUUCAAAUGAGAAGAAGACUACAGUGGUGGUGUUUGAAUUCAUGAAAGCUAUUCUGGGUAGCAGUAGCAUAUUCCAGAGCCAAAACAACAAGAAGAAGACGAAAACGUACAAUGUGUUCUCCCACGAUCCAGAUUUCGAGAACUGCAACGGGUGGAGCACGAUAGUAUCCAAGAAACGCCUGCAUGCGUUGAAGGACCUUGACGUUAGCGUUUUCAUGGUUAACUUAACCAAGGGUUCGAUGAUGGGGCCACACUGGAACCCGAGGGCUACGGAGUUAGGAAUUUGCUUGUCCGGGCCAGGAAUUGUGAGGGUGGUUUGUUCCAGCGCUGCAAAUGCAAAUGCAAAGCAAACAGGCUGCAAAAACAUGAGGUUUUACGUGGAGGAAGGUGACGUGUUUGCAGUGCCGAGGUUUCAUCCCAUGGCGCAGAUGGCUUUCAACAAUCACUCGUUUGUUUUCAUGGGAUUCAGCACGUCGUCAAAGAAAAACCAUCCUCAGUACCUGGCUGGCAAAGCGUCUGUGUUACGAACAUUGCCCAGAGAUGUUGUAGCUGUUUCUUUUGGUGCUUCCAACGAGACAAUGGAUCUGGUUUUGGAUAAGCAGGAAGAGGCAAUAAUUCUGGACUGUACAUCUUGUGCCGAGGAAGAAUUAAGGAUAAUGACAGAGGAAAUUGAGAAGGCAAAAGAGGAAGCUAGGAAGAAGAAAGAAGAGGAAGAAAUAAAGAGGGAGGAAGAGGAGACGAAAAGAGCGGAAGAGGAAGAAGCUAAGAAAGAAGAAGCAGCAAGGCAGAAAGAGGCAAAGGAAAGAGAAGAGCAAGAAAAGGAGGAAGCAGAGAGGGAAAAACAAGAGGAAAGAAAGAGAGAACAAGAGGCGAAAAGAGCAGAAGAGGAAGAAGCAGCGAGGCAGAAAGAGGCAAAGGAAAGAGAAGAGCAAGAAAAAGAGGAAGCAGCGAGGGAAAAACAAGAGGAGGAAAGAAAGAGAGAGGAAGAGGAAGAGGAAGAAGAAGAAGCUAUGAAAGAAGAGGAAGAGGCUGCGAGAAGAGCAGAGGAGGAAGCAGCAAGAAGAGCAAAAGAGGAAGCGGAGAGGGAAAAACAGGAGACAAGAAGAGCGGAAGAGGAAGAAGCUAGGGAAGAAGAGGAAGAGAGGCAAAGAGAGGCAAAGGAGAGAGCAGAAGAGGAAGCAAGGCAAAGAGAGGCAAAGAAGCAAGAAGAGCAACAAAGACGUGAGGCAGCCGAGGAGGAAGAGAGAAGAUGGGCAGAAGAAGAAGAAGCUAGGAAAGAAGAGGAAGCAAUGCAAAGAGAGGCAAAGAAGAGAGAAGAGGCAGCAAGGCAACAGGAAGAAGAAAUGCAGCAGCAGCAACAACACGAAGGAGGCGGUGGCUGGGGAGGAGACCAUCCAGGCAAAGAAUGGGGAAGAAGAAUCUUGAAAACUUGAAGGCUUCAUUGCCCCUCUUGUGCAAAUCUUGGUGUGUACUUGUUUUUAAAUAAGCAUAUCUGCACUUGUUCUUACUUCAAUGCUGCUACUGUAAUCAACGGCCAAAACGAUUAAAAACAA